AUGUCCUUUUUUGACAUUAUAAUAGCUUUCGACAACUUCCUUUCAUUCAGAGUCUAUAUUAAAGCCUCCUCUCCCUUUUCUUUCUUUCUUUCUUUCUUUCUUUCUUUCUUUCUUUCUUUCUUUCUUUCUUAUUAUCAUCUCCACUAUUCGUGCCUAUUUUCUUUCCUUCUCUCUUUUUAUUCAUCAUAUUUUCCUUUCUUUUUUUCUUUAUUUUCCCUUCUGUCAUUUAAAAUAUUCAUUUUGUUCUUCCUCCGUAGAUCACACUUUCUUUCUUUCCUACUAGUUAUCGCUUUUAUCUACCAUUUUCUUUCUUUCUUUCUUUCUUUCUUUCUUUCUUUCUUUCUUAUUAUCUUGUUUUUUUCUUUCUCCCGGUCUGUAUAUCUCUCUCUAUUUCUCUCACUUUCUCUUACUCUCUCUUUUUUCUCUCUCUCUCCCUCUCUCUCUCUCUCUUUCUCUCUCUCUGUGCACCCACACACGAACAUCGACACACACACUUACUGUAAAUCCCGGUACUCUCUCUCUCUCUCUCUCUCUCUCUCUCUCUCUCUCUCUCUCACUGGCCUCUGUAUCUCCAAUUGCCUUGAUCUAUCCACUAUCCUUCGCCUCACCCUUUCUUCUAUCACUCCUCUCUAA
Molecule: messenger RNA, 633 nt
Organism: Acanthosepion pharaonis
Lineage: Eukaryota; Metazoa; Mollusca; Cephalopoda; Sepiida; Sepiidae
Source: the annotation of a GenBank genome assembly